AUGUAUAGGAUUUUGCGAUCAACAUCUUUUAUUAGGUUGCUGAAGAAUGCCUCCUCUGAUGUAAAACAAAUGUUUAAAAGUGAAACAGACUUGGAUAUUACUGCUGAUCUCAGAAAGAAACUUCAUCGGGCUAAGAAAGAAAAAUUAGAAAUAACGACUAAGCACAAUGCAGAGCUGGCAAGCUAUGAGAGCCAGAUUGCCAAGCUGCGAUCCGAGGUUGAAAAAGGAGAGGCAUUGCGACAAAGUCUGGAGUAUGACCUGGCUGUUGCUAGAAAGGAAGCUGGUCUCGGAAGACGGGCUGCUGAAGAAAGGUUAGCUGAGGCACAUAGGAUCCAAGAAAAGCUCUGUGCUCAGAAUGCAGAACUUCAGGGAAAGGCAAAUGAGAUCGAGAAAGCAUUCCAGACUUCUCAGCUGAAAUGGAAAGAAGAGUGCAGAAGAUUUGAACGUGAUUUGGAGGAAAGAGACAAUAUAAUUCAAAAUUGCAAUCGAGAACAUGAUUUACUUAUGAAAGAAAAAAGCAGACUAGAGAAAACUCUACAGGAAGCAUUGGAAAAACAUCAGCAGGAGAAGAAUGAGAUGGAGUGUCAUAUCAGGGAGACAACAUUGGAGGAGUUUAGAUUACAAGCAGAACAAUGGGAAGCAGAAAGAAGAGAGUUACAAUUUAUAGUACAGGAGCAAGAUAAUGCUGUGCAAAAUAUGCACAAGAAGGUAGAGAAAUUAGAAGCUGAACACAUGGACUGCUCUGACCUUUUACGGCAACAAACGAGUGAGCUUGAAUUUAGCACUCAACGAGAAGAACGUCUUAGGAAAGAGUUUGAGGCAACUACUCUAAGAGUGAGGAAAUUAGAAGAAAAUAUUGAAGCAGAAAGAGCAGCACAUUUGGAGUCAAAAUUUAAUUCUGAAAUUAUUCAGUUACGGAUUCGAGACCUUGAAGGAGCUUUGCAGGUCGAGAAGGCCAGCCAGGCAGAAGCUGUUGCUGACUUGGAAAUGAUCAAGAAUGAAUUCAAAGAAGUUGAAAGUGCAUAUGAGCGAGAAAAGCAUAAUGCACAAGAGAGCUUUGCAAAAUUAAAUUUAUUAGAAAGAGAGUAUUUCUCCAAAAACAAGAAACUAAAUGAAGAGAUCGAGGAACAGAAGAAAGCAAUUAUAGACCUUUCAAAGAGACUCCAGUAUAAUGAAAAAAGUUACAGUGAAUUACAGGAAGAACUUGUAAUGGCUAAGAAGCACCAGGCCUUUCUAGUAGAGACAUGUGAAAAUAACGUGAAAGAAUUGGAAUCGAUCUUGGACAGCUUUACUGUGUCGGGCCAGUGGACAUCAGGCAUCCACAAGGACAAAGAUAAACCUCCCAGCUUCUCUGUUGUCCUUGAGACUUUGAGGCGUACCUUGACAGAUUACCAGAACAAGCUGGAAGACGCGUCUAAUGAGCUAAACAGCAUGAAUGAUGCUAAGGAAAAAGCAUCGAAUGAACUCAGUUCUACCCAACAGAAGAUAGAAUCUCACACUAAAAAUAUUAAGGACCUUCAGGAUAAACUGGCUGAUGUCAGUAAAGAGUUAAGUCAUUUACGCACUAAAUGUGCAGACAGAGAGGCUCUCAUAAGCACUUUGAAAGCGGAACUACAAAAUGUGCUGCACUGUUGGGAGAAAGAAAAGGCUCGAGCGGCCCAAUCGGAGAGUGAACUGCAGAAGCUUUCCCAGGCUUUCCAGAAGGAUACUGAGGAGAAGCUAACCUUUCUUCAUACCUUGUAUCAGCACUUGAUAGCAGGCUGUGUGCUCAUAAAACAACCAGAAGGCAUGCUGGAUAAAUUCUCGUGGUCCGAGCUCUGUGCAGUCUUGCAGGAGAAUGUUGAUGCCCUGAUCUCAGACCUCACCAGGGCUAAUGAGAAGAUAAGUCAUCUGGAGUAUAUCUGUAAAAACAAGUCUGACACAAUGAGGGAGCUUCAGCACACACAGGAAGACACUUUUAACAAAGUGGCAGAGCAGAUCAAAGCCCAGGAGAGCUGCUGGCAGAAACAAAAGAAGGAACUGGAGUUGCAGUACUCCGAGCUCCUCUCUGAGGUGCAGAAGAGGGCACAGAAAUUUCAAGAAAUUGCUGAAAAAAAUAUGGAAAAGUUGAACCGUAUUGAGAAGUCACACGAACAGAUGGUUCUCGAAAAUUCACGCUUCAAAACUGUGUUAUCACAGACUCAAAGGGAACAAGCAUCCUUGCUGGCAGCCUGUGCAUUGAUGGCCGGUGCCUUAUAUCCUCUCUAUAGCCGGUCAUGUGCCUUAUCGACACAGAGAGAUUUUCUCCAGGAGCAGUUCAACACCUUUGAGUUGUUCAAACUGGAAGUCAGAACUCUAGCCCAGGCUUUGUCAACUGUAGAGGAAAAGAAGCAAGAGGAAGCUAAGAUGAAGAAAAGGCCAUUCAAAGGACUGAUGAUACGUGUAUUCCGGAAAGGUGUAAUUGCAAUUUUGGCAGCAAAUAGGCUCAAGAUUUUGGGCCAAUCAUGUGCCUCUCUUUUUACCUGGAUGGAGAGCUUCAAAGAAGGCAUAGGCAUGUUGGUGUGUACAGGAGAGCCCAAAGACAAGCAUAAAUUUCCAAGGCACCAAAAGGAGCAGUUACGUUGUUUGCAAGCACUUAGUUGGCUUACCAGUUCUGACCUUCUGGCUGCAAUCAUCACUUCUAUGGCCGAGUUACAGGAAGUCAUUAGUAAAACAGAUCCAAAUUCCAGAAUUUGUGGACAUUUACUCGUAGGUGCAGCCAAGAAUUCUUUUGCAAAACUCAUGGAUAAAAUUAGUCUGGCAAUGGAGAGCAUACCUUUGCACAGUAGCAAGAGUAUUACAUAUGUAGAAAAAGAUUCUCUGGUUCAGAGGCUGGCUCGUGGACUUCAUAAAGUAAAUACACUGGCCCUGAAGUAUGGUCUACAUGGUCAUGUGCCCAUUUUGAAAAGCACAGCAUCAUUACAGAAGCAGAUAUUUGGAUUUACACAAAGACUGCACGCGGCAGAAGUGGAGCGCCGUUCACUGCGUUUGGAGGUCACAGAAUUCAAACGAAACGUGAAUGAAAUGAAAAAGGAGCUCGACAAAGCCCAGGGUCUCCAAAUGCAAUUAAAUGAAUUUAAGCAGUCGAAAUUGAUCACCCACGAGAAGUUUGAAAGUGCAUGUGAAGAACUGAACAAUGCGUUACUUAGGGAACAACAGGCACAGAUGCUAUUGAAUGAACAGGCUCAGCAGCUACAGGAGUUGAAUUACAGACUUGAAUUGCAUUCCAGUGAGGAAGCUGACAAGAACCAAACUCUAGGAGAAGCUGUUAAGAGUCUCUCCGAGGCAAAGAUGGAGCUGAGAAGAAAAGAUCAAUCUCUGCGUCAGCUCAAUAGACAUCUUACCCAGCUGGAGCAGGACAAGCGUCGACUGGAGGAGAACAUCCACGAUGCAGAGAGUGCCCUCCGCAUGGCAGCCAAAGACAAAGAAUGUGUUGCCAAUCAUAUGAGAACAGUAGAAAAUAUGCUUCAUAAGGUCAGAGAUCAGAUCUCGCUGUCACGGACUGCGGCAAGUAGGAAUGACUUCACCCUGCAGCUACCCAAACUGCACCUGGAGACCUUUGCAAUGGAGGGGCUCAAGGGCGGGCCAGAGGUUGUAGCGUGCCAGGCUAUGAUUAAAAGUUUCAUGGAUGUCUACCAGCUUGCAAGCACUAGAAUUGCCACAUUAGAGAAGGAAAUGACAUCUCAUCGAAGUCACAUUGCAACGUUGAAAUCAGAACUUCACACAGCUUGUUUACGGGAAAAUGAAAGUUUACAAUCAACAGGAUCACGAGACCACUCAAAUCUCUCCAUUCCUUCAAGAGCUGCUCUUCCUGCUGACACAGUUGGUGUGGGGGAGUUUUUGCCAUUGAAAGCGGAACUGGAUACAACUUACACUUUCUUAAAGGAGACAUUUAUAAAUCCUCUGACGUCAUCCCGCUCCUCUCCAGUGACUAUGUCUGCUAAUGUCAAAAGACCAACUGAGAUUGGAUAA
Molecule: messenger RNA, 3990 nt
Organism: Puma concolor (puma)
Lineage: Eukaryota; Metazoa; Chordata; Mammalia; Carnivora; Felidae
Source: RefSeq, a predicted model, not a curated record